AUGAAAAAGGUUGGAGUAAAUAGACCACACUCGAGAAGGAAUACGACAAUAGCUAAAGUGGUCGGAGUUUUCUCUACGAUACGAGAGACUAGGUGGCCGGAGCCUGUUGGCUGCGCAAAUCUUAUGGCCUGGUGCUCCGGGCCGCGGGGAAGUGCGUUAACACGUGACGUCCUUCUUUUGGAUGCGGUGCGGUUGUGCGCGGGCGUGCCAGCACGGUCUACCGUGCGUCGAGAUGGUGAUGAGAUUUGGGUAUAA
Messenger RNA from Prunus armeniaca (apricot), 255 nucleotides. NCBI's taxonomy places the organism in Eukaryota, Viridiplantae, Streptophyta, Magnoliopsida, Rosales, Rosaceae. The record is from the annotation of a GenBank genome assembly.